AUGGCCGCAAAACAUGGUUAUUCUGAAGCAAUUAGUUUACUUAUUGAAGCCGGUGCUAGACAUGAUGUAGGAAGUAAACCACCUAUAAUCUCAGCUCUUGAAAGUGGUUCAAGAGCUGCACUAACUUCACUCGUUAAAUCAAAACCUCGCGAAAUUUUAUCUGUAUAUAACGAAAAACCAUUACUAGUUCACGCACUUGAGAUGAAAUCAACACUUUUACCUGUUGUUGCUACUCUUGUUCGUGAAGAAACACUUAAAAUGAAAGAGGAAGGAGAUCCAAACGCACCGCCUUUCCCUCCAACAGGACUUACAUCAUCACAGCAGAAGCGUCUUAAUACAGCUCUCGAGAGGCAAGAUUCUGUCAUGAUCUCCUCUUUCACUCCAGAAAAUGAUAUUAAAAUACGUCACGUUUGGGCCAAAAUAUCAGAACAAAAGGAAGAAACUACUAUUGCAACGGAAUUCCGUGAGCAAAAGUCCUUUGAAUCUGAGCCUUUUGGUGUUCCAGAACAGAAUAAUCAACCAAAUGAUGAUGUUUUAACAGAUGAAGAGGAAGAUAAUGGAGAUCCAGUAGAAGAGGAGUCUCAGAAAUCUCAUGAUAGUUUAUAUAUCCAAGAAAAACCACAACCUGUUGCUGCUUAA
Molecule: messenger RNA, 639 nt
Organism: Trichomonas vaginalis G3
Lineage: Eukaryota; Parabasalia; Trichomonadida; Trichomonadidae
Product: spectrin binding
Exons: 1
Coding region: 1-639 (212 amino acids)
Source: RefSeq, a predicted model, not a curated record